Molecule: messenger RNA, 7968 nt
Organism: Odontomachus brunneus
Lineage: Eukaryota; Metazoa; Arthropoda; Insecta; Hymenoptera; Formicidae
Gene: Sarm
Product: sterile alpha and TIR motif-containing protein 1
Exons: 11
Coding region: 1617-5939 (1440 amino acids)
Biological process (GO): response to axon injury; negative regulation of MyD88-independent toll-like receptor signaling pathway; signal transduction
Cellular component (GO): dendrite
Molecular function (GO): protein binding; NAD+ nucleosidase activity; signaling adaptor activity
Source: RefSeq, a predicted model, not a curated record
AGGACCGUGAAGUUUCAAGUCGCGCGGCGCGCUUUAAAGAUAAAUAGUGGAUCAAAGAGACGAAUUCUACCGUGGCAGGGAUUAAUCAGAAUUGAAUAAUAUUAAUUAAUAUUAAUUAACGCCGAUAACAGUAAUAUCCGUCGCAAAAUUGUCGUAAUAACGCUGAGUCACUCCGUUGGGACACGCUGCCUCGCGUGCCGCGAUAAUCAUGCAAAACUUGGCGUCUCAUUGUCGCUGGGAAGGAAAAAAACAGACAGAAAUUUCCCGAGAUCCGUGAAGGAAAACGCGCCCGCGACGCGCACGUGUCUCGCUUACGGCGCCGAUUGUUAAUACGUGACUUCCUCGCAGAAAUAAAGCGGACGUCUCGAUUUCCGUCGCGUCCACUGCGCCAAGCCCCUGGACAUUCGUAGCAACUGAACAAUUUUUCACAUUGUAUUUUAAUCUUUUUAUUAUAUACACGCAUAUAUAUUUUUUUCUUAGAUAUAGAUUCUUAGAUAGAUUCUUAGAUAGAAUAUAUAUUAUAAUGUAAAACGAGUCGCGACGGAUCAUCGCGAAUGGCCGAAUGAUCAAAUUCGAUAGAUCAAAUUCUCCGAGUCACUUGAGAGAACGUCUGCCACGUACGUUCGCUCACAUUGCAGGAAUUCCUCGUGCGUGAGCAGACUGCGUUAUUUGAACAGCUGUUCGCACCGGGUUGUUGUUGCGCCAAAAUUCGAACAUCGAACCGAUCGACACGAUAGUUUUGCUCAUCGCGAAGCGCGUCGACCCUCUCUCUCUCUUCUCUGCCUCCCCCGUCUUUUCCUAUCUCUCCCUGUCUCUUCCUAUCUUUUUUGUCUCUCCCUGUCUCUUCCUCUCUCUCUUUCUAUCUAUCCAUCUUUCUUUCGUCGUGUCGGAUUUCUUUUGAGAAAAUUGUUUACGCGAGAUCUGUGUAAGCGGGGCAAUGCCUCCUGUUACACCUGUUACCUUCCGUCGCGUACUCUAAGACGAAUGCGAGAAAUCGCAUAUGUUCGAUCGGGACACCGAAACUCAGUGGCGAUAAUCGUUCUUAUCGGCAAUUACGCACUAGUAUUUCCCGGGCUGAUAGAACACCAUCGGUAUCGCUGUUGAGAUAUACCGGACGGUUUAUUUUCUUUUUCUUUUCCUUUUUUCUUUCAUCUGAGAAACUCCGGCGUGAAAUUACGGUGGAUCGAGUGUACAUCGGGGAGGUUAGAUCGAUAAGAUGAACUAUAAGACACCUUAUCGCCGCUCGUUCCACUCUGUGUCAAUAAAUUACAUCGCGGUGAUAUCUCGACGGAAGAUCGUUCAGUAUUAAUCUCGUCGUCGUAGGAAACGUGUCUCGCGCCCACUCUUCGCGCACCUCGUUGUGUGUUUCUCCGUAAUUCAUGGGACUUUAUUCCGCGUCAUUGUUCCAUCUUUACAACGUGUUCCAUUUCAAUUCCCAGGAAAGAGCGGCCGUUUAAGUAGACCGUGACAGUGAAUGAGAGUACGGAAGACCCAAGUAAACCCAUUGAAACUCGACGAGAGCGAACGUGAGCAAUCGCGAGUCGAGUGUUGUCGCCGUCACGAACUUACCCGAGUGUGUCUCGGCUGCUCUCCUGAAAGUUACGACCGAUUCAUGAAUGAGCGUCGACAGGGGAUUGAACAUGCUGCACAAGCAUGGAAGCAAGUCGCAUCACGGCGCCAUGUAUAAGGGCAGAGGCGCGUUCCUGAAAUCCAUGUCGGAGUUCCCAGUAGAGGGAGGCGAGAACGGGGACAUGCACACCGUCAUGGAAAACUUCCAGAAGAAGAACAACCUGGUGACCGGCAGGACACACGUCACCCAUCAUCCGCAGGUCACCACGUCGUCACAGAUGCUGACGACGAACCAGAGCCAGAGCAGCAGCAGCACCAGCACCAGCAGCAGCAGCUCGAGCAGAGUGGCCAAGUCCUCGCAGAGGAUCCUCACCUCGUCCUCGUCGAGUGAGAUGAAAGCGAGCUCCAUGAAGAGCGACCUGACGGAACUCAAGCGCGGCAUCUCGGAGAUGAAGAACAUCUCCACCAACUUCUCACAGCGAUUGCGCAGCAGCAUGGAGAACCUCGUAGACAGAGACGGCAGCGGGCCAGAGGAAGCCGACCUGACGGAACCGCUGGUGACGUUUCCCGAUCCGGACACACCGCCGCCUGUCAGUGAUGCUGUCACGCUGACAGGCGGCUCCCCGUCGCAACUGAGCACGCUGAAUUCUCUGAACAAUCUUCACGGCAUGAGCCCACCGAUCAGCAUGUCGAACAUAUCGAAUAUGGCGAACUUACCUGCCGGCCAAGAAACCAUGAAGUUCGAGCAAAAGAAAAUGACCAGCGCUUCUAAGACGAAGGUGGUCACGGACGGAUUUAGCGCCGAGAAGGCAACGGCGAACAGCGCCGAGAUGAGGGCCCUCCAAGCCGGCGACGUCUCGUACAAAGAGCAGAGCGCCGCGACAGCAGCGAGGGCGCGCGUCGAGCUCGACGGCGUGUCCGCGGAGAAGAGCGUCGCUUCCGCGAGGGAACAGAGAAGCCUGAAGGCCGGCGACCUGUCGCAUCAGGAGAGCAACAACGUGGCAGCGUCUACUAUGAAGCUCCAGAGUGACUCCUUCAGCUCGGAGAAGAAAGCGAUGGCGGCGCAGCAACAACGGCAGACGGUCACGUCAACCGGCAUCUUCAACCACGAGAAACACAUAGCUGCCAGCUCACAAUCGAGCAUCACAAUCGCGUCCAAAGGCGUCACCUCGAAGUCAUCGAUGAUCAGCGCCGCGAGCGCAGUGAAUCAGCUGAUGAACGGCAUUCGGCCGGCCGAGGAUGAGCUGCUGUUGUUACCAUUGGACGACCUCGACCUGCUCUGCUCCAAGUCGAAUCCGCAGGACGUCGAACGCGCGAUCGCCAAGUACUGCGGCUUUCUCGACAGCUUCGUGGAGAGGCUGAAGGCGAACGACGGCAAGAGUGGCAAGGCGCCGCUCCUGCUGAACAGAGUGAACGAGAUCAUCAGGAAGGCCUGGGCAGUGCCAACGCAUGGCCACGAGCUCGGCUACACCCUGUGCAACACUCUGAGGACCCGCGGCGGCCUCGACCUUCUCAUGUCCAACUGCGUAGUGAAUGACCACGAGCUGCAGUUCUCGUCAGCGAGAUUGCUGGAGCAGUGUCUGACCACGGAGAAUCGCGCCCAUGUGGUGGAGAACGGCUUGGAGAAGGUAGUGAACGUGGCGUGCGUGUGCACAAAAAACGCGAAUUCGGUGGAUCACUCACGCGUCGGCACUGGCAUCCUCGAGCAUCUAUUCAAGCACAGCGAGGGCACAUGCAGCGACGUGAUCCGACUGGGCGGCCUCGACGCGGUGCUAUUCGAGUGCCGCAAGAACGACGUGGAGACGUUGCGACAUUGCGCGGGCGCCCUGGCGAAUCUGUCGCUGUAUGGCGGCGCCGAAAACCAAGAGGCGAUGAUCAAGCGGAAAGUGCCCAUGUGGCUGUUCCCGCUCGCCUUUCACAACGAUGACAAUAUCAAGUACUACGCCUGCCUGGCGAUCGCCGUGCUGGUCGCCAACAAAGAGAUCGAGGCGGCUGUGCUCAAAUCCGGCACCCUCGAUCUCGUCGAGCCUUUCGUCACGUCGCAUAAUCCUUACGAGUUCGCUAAGUCGAAUCUCGCUCACGCUCAUGGUCAGAGCAAGAAUUGGCUGGAACGAUUGGUGCCAGUACUGAGUUCGAAGCGAGAAGAAGCGAGAAACCUGGCAGCUUUCCACUUCUGCAUGGAAGCUGGUAUUAAGCAGAGACAAGGUAACACCGAGAUCUUCAGAGCGAUCGGUGCGAUCGAACCCUUGAAGAAAGUCGCCAGUUGUCCCAAUGCCAUCGCCUCCAAGUAUGCGGCGCAAGCUCUGAGGUUGAUCGGUGAAGAGAUCCCUCACAAGCUCAGCCAACAAGUGCCUCUGUGGUCCACCGAGGACGUCAGAGAAUGGGUAAAGCAAAUCGGCUUCGCCGAGUGCGCGACCAACUUUGUGGAGAGCCGCGUGGACGGCGAUCUGCUAUUGCAGCUGACCGAAGAGAACCUGCGCGAAGAUAUCGGCCUGACAAACGGCAUUAUGCGCCGGCGAUUCGCCCGUGAGCUGCAGAACCUGAAGAAAAUGGCUGACUACAGCAGCCGCGACACCGGCAACCUCAACAGUUUUCUACAGUCCAUCGGUCAGGAGUUUUCUAUUUACACGUACGGCAUGCUAAACGCCGGCGUGGACAAGGAAUCGAUACGCAAUCUUUCGGAAGAUCAGCUGCUGGCCGAGUGCGGCAUUACAAACAGCAUACACCGGCUCAGGAUACUGAACGCUAUCAAGAACAUGCAACACAAUCAGUUCAGCUCGUGCGAAUACGAGUCUCCCGACAAGUGCCUCGACGUGUUCGUCAGCUAUCGCAGGUCUAACGGCUCGCAGCUCGCGAGUCUGCUGAAGGUGCACCUGCAGUUGCGCGGUUUCUCCGUGUUCAUCGACGUGGAGCGACUCGAAGCCGGCAAGUUUGAUAACAACUUGCUGCAGAGCAUCAAGCAAGCAAAGCACUUCCUGCUGGUGCUCACGCCUCAAGCUCUGGAAAGGUGUAUACAAGACAGCGAGUGCAAGGACUGGGUUCACAGAGAAAUCGUUGCCGCGUUACAAUCGGACUGUAAUAUAAUCCCGAUCAUCGACCAAUGCUUCCAAUGGCCGGAGCCCGAAGAGCUUCCCGAGGACAUGCGAGCGGUCUGCCACUUCAACGGUGUCCGCUGGAUUCACGACUAUCAAGAUGCCUGCGUAGACAAAUUGGAAAGAUUUAUGCGAGGAGAGUUACCCAUGAGACCUGACUUAUCUGGCGGAAUCCCGCGCAGCAUGGCGCCCAAGGAUGUGACUACGCCGAGCACACCGGGAAGCACGAAUAUACGACAGCCGCCUAGCUAUCAGCGAAUGCUCAGCAACGAGAGCAGGAACAGCGACAAGGAUUCUACGGCCAAGAUCGCGAAUCGUGCUAAGACAAUCGCGACUAGGCUUAGAAAAUCGUCGAGUCCGUUCCGUUGGUUGAUGGGCCUGCCGCCAGCGUCCCCUCGCUUCAAGUUCAUACACACGCAUCCUGGUGACGGCAGCGGCAGUCCAGCAGUGCCUCGCAGACCGCCACGACAACAGCCACCUCCACCUUCUGCACGUUCUCGCUCGCUGGAGUUGCUGGACCAAGAUGAAGAGGAAGAGCGAAAGUCCGUGGCUUCCACGGCGAUCGUGCAAACGCGACCGCCGCUUCCCAGACCAAGAUCGCGCAGUUUGGAUGGUCUGUUGGACGAGGACACGAAGAGCAGCAGCGGCGGUGGCGGUGGGUCCUGCGAUCGCUUAGAAUCCUGUGAGCAGGACAAGCAGAAGAGCCACAGUUAUCUUGCACGAAGUCAGGAAACCACCGUCGAGACUUCUACAUCUGAGGAAAAUCCCGUGCCGGUUCCCAGGGCAAAGCCGAAGCUUGCCGAAUGCAAACCCGAGACAGAGGAUACGCCAAUGUCUUCGAACGAUAAGGACAAAAGCGAGAAAGAAGAGAUCCCGCCGACGCGUCCUCCGAAGCCGAAUCGACGUUCUUUCAGUUUGGAAGGACCGUCGUCGACGACGUCUGGCAAACAGUGCGACGAGCAAGAGCGGCAUGUAGAGGAACAAGCAACAACACAGGAGAAACUGAUAAGAGUUAACGACAGAAACGACGAUGACAAUGACGAUGACGACGACGACGACCACAACGACAGAUCGACGAUGCUGAAAGCGAGGAGCUGUGGUGCGGGUCUGGACUCUGACGGGAGCGUCUCGUCGAGCGAGUACGGUGGCAGCAGGCCCACGGGUCCGAAGAAAGGCCCAGGCUCGCUGCUGUCAUUGCCGGCGGGCGCGGAGCCCAAGCGCAAACGGAACUUCAUGGACAAAUGUGUAAACAAGGUGCGGUCGUUUAUGAGGAAGUGAGCGGACGAUGUAAAAGUGAAGAGACUCGUUAUUUAAUCUUGCAAGGAGCUAAACUUUGGUCGAAGUGUCCGCGAGCCCGAACAACGACAAAACCCAAAGAGCUUUUUGAAGAAAAUUCAAAGACCGACUAUGAACAAUUGCUAUCGCUCUAUAGACGCCUCUCUGCAUCCGUCCGAAAAAUCUCAGAUGUAUUUAAAAAGGUUAGAGAAAAUGUAGACAGUUUUUAUGCGCCUUUAACAUUUUUCAACUAUCUAUAAAAGACGCGUAUAAAAGUGUCACAAAGGAGUCCGUUGUUCGGGAGCGUUCGGAUCGCCGAUAACGAUCCCCGAAUCUCGCGGUAUUGUCCGAAUAACUUAUAUUCAAUUAUAUUUAAACUUAUUUGAACUCUUAUGUAAUUUAAAUAAGUUUAAAUAUAAUUAAAUUCAAACUUUAUGUGUAUUUAUAAUUAUAUUUAAUUUAUCUUAAAUUUCCCGCGUGGACUUCGUGGUCCAACUCGUGUACAAUGACAGGCAGCAUGAAAGUAUAGUCACAAAUGUUGCGCCUCAAACGUGACAAGUGUCUUCGUAGGAGCCUCGAGAUUCGUCUCUUAAGUGGAUUAGCCUGCUUUUCCAGGUGCCUUUUUGUAUUUUCUCGUUGAAUUGUACUGUGCAUAUACGCAUGAUGCAUAAACGAAUAUACAUAUAUAUAUAUAUAUAAACAAAUCGAACGUUUAGCUAAGGCGGCUAGAUUGUUAUUUGUAAUACUAUUUUUCUAGGCAGUUCUCUCCUCUUUAGAUCGCAUCUAAAGGUGUGUGACUCUUGUCACGAAUCAUGGUUGUUCUUAUCGCAGCUAACACCGGGAAUAAGUUACACCGCGUGCUGAUGUUCGGUAGAACGUACGCGCAUUCAAUGAACAGAACGACAUUUCUCAUCGAAGAUCGAACAAUUUUUUCCUCUGUUGAGAUCUAACCGGUUGAAAUAUCUUUUCACACUUUAAAACUCUUUGUAUCUCGCCAGCCAUGUCGGAUUUGUGACGUUAGAAACGAGGAAUGACGAAAAUGAAGCAUGCAGACUCGUCAUUUCAUCACUUAUUAUACGAUUAUUAUCAAGAGAAAAAGAUAUUUUCUGGACAAUUUUACAAAUAUAUUCAAGCAGUUUCAUCAAAAGAAAAAAUACUUUUUGAACAAUUUUACAAGUAUGCUCUUUCUUCAAUAUUUAUCUUUAUUCAGAAAUGGCACGCAAUUUUCAGUAUGUCAUUCUUCGUUUCUGACGUACAUAUUCAACAUGGUCGCGACAAAGUACAAGGAGCUUCAAGAUCCAUAUUAAUAGUCUAUUACUUGAAACUCCCAAAUACUCAGACUUGCGUUCAGAGUUGAAUGAGUUUUUCAGUUGAACCGCGAUUACAGAUAUACAAUGUGACAUAAUUUAAUUAAACAAAUUAGAUUUAACUCUGAAUAAAAAUCUAAGAGUUUCACAUGAGACAAACGUCAAGCAACGACUAUUAACACAUCCGAAAUUUCAAGAUUAAAAUCGCCGUUUUCUCUAAUCAAUCGCAGAAAUUCGUGUCUCGACAGUCCAAGGCAAAGCCAUUCCAAUUCGGCGAAUGCGCUCGAAUUACCAAACACUAAGGCCCAUAUUCUGAAUCCUUUUUUAUCGAUAAAAAUGCCUUAAAUGUAGUUUCUCAGCCAAUCAGCCUCGGCUCCUAAACCUCUUUUAGAGACACUUUUAUAGAUAAAAAAAAGUUCAGAAUAUGGGCUUAAAUGCAUAACCGCGACUGUUACUCCCCGUCUUUUUUUCGCGAUAUUUUAUUAUUUAACAUUGUUUUUAUCAUAUCCGCAUCGUCGAUACGCUCUACGAGAUAAUACUCUCGCCGAAGGCAGCGAGAGUUCGAAAGCGGCGAAUAUUCGUAGUUUCGAUAUUCGUAGUUUAAGAAGCCCUGAUUAUCUCGCAAAACUUGUAUAUUUUACCAAAGUUUCGUAAAAUGAAGUUACGAAUUUUAUUGACAUGUUUGAAUGUUUCCCCGAAAUAAAUUUUAUUUAGCGAAACAGCCA